Molecule: messenger RNA, 1065 nt
Organism: Bipolaris zeicola 26-R-13
Lineage: Eukaryota; Fungi; Ascomycota; Dothideomycetes; Pleosporales; Pleosporaceae
Exons: 3
Coding region: 1-1065 (354 amino acids)
Source: RefSeq, a predicted model, not a curated record
AUGGCCGACCAUGGCAGCAAUAUAGACUUUUGCACCCUAGGCAUGUUCAUCAUCGAUGAGAUUGAAUUCCCCCCACCAAAACCCCCGGUCAAGGACAUUGUCGGAGGAGCAGGAACAUACUCCGCACUAGGCGCACGCAUCUUCUCUCCCCCGCCCCAGUCACGAAGCGUGGGCUGGAUUGUAGAUUGCGGAUCAGACUUUCCUCACCAACUACGCGACUAUAUUGCGCAGUGGGACACUGGGGUGCUAAUGCGAGAAACGCCUGACCGGCUGACUACGCGUGGAUGGAAUGGCUAUGUGGGUGGCAACGAGCACCGAGCUUUCCGAUACCUGACGCCCAAGCUGCGUCUAGACCAUCAGGCGCUUCAAGGCACGCCAUUGCUUUGGUCCAAGUCCUUCCACUUGAUCUGUUCACCCUUACGCUGCAUUGACCUGGUGGAAAACAUCCUCGCACUACGCAAGCAACAAGACAAGUCGGCUGAGGCGCGUCGUCCAAUCUUCAUUUGGGAGCCUGUGCCUGAUCUGUGUACAACCGAUGAGUUCGACAACUGUCUAAAAGCACUCAAGUACAUUGACAUCAUUAGCCCUAAUCAUGGUGAGCUUGGCGGCUUCUUUGGCAAAAACACAGAUGGCCUAGAUCAAGUCGACUACCGAACAAUUGAAGACUUGACCAGUCAGUGGUUGGAUAGUGGCAUCGGGCCAGACGGGAAGGGAGCAGUUGUGGUGCGGUGCGGAAAAGACGGCUGCUUGAUAGCACGCAAAGGGCAGCGCAAAUGGAUGCCUGCAUACCACCAGUCGGCAGAGAAGGUCGCUGACCCUACGGGCGGAGGCAACAGCUUCCUAGGUGGCCUUGCGGUUGGCGUGCUGCGCGGCAAGUCUAGCUCAGUCAUGGAGAAUGUGGAGAAUGGUGCAAUGUGGGGGUCAAUAUCAGCCAGCUUUGCCAUUGAACAAGUCGGCAUGCCUGUGCUCUCUCACUCGGCCCAGGGAGAGACAUGGAACGGUGUUUGUGUCGAAGAUAGGCUUUCAGAUUUCAAGCAGCGGUUGGCUAGUUAUAUACAGCCAUAG